Messenger RNA from Ipomoea nil (Japanese morning glory), 864 nucleotides. RefSeq lists its product as uncharacterized. The coding region runs from base 1 to 864 and encodes 287 amino acids. The transcript has a single exon. The record is from RefSeq and is a predicted model, not a curated record. Lineage: Eukaryota; Viridiplantae; Streptophyta; Magnoliopsida; Solanales; Convolvulaceae.
AUGUCGAACACUCACUCCGACAUAACGCCGGUUGAACCUCUCACUGGGGGCUUGAACUACAAGCGAUGGGCUGGUAAGGUGAUGAUGAUUCUCGAAUCUAAAGAUAUAGACUAUGUCAUCUUUGAGGAUUCUGAGAAGAGUACGGAGACAGUGGCGCAAGUUCCUGCUCAAACUGACAAAACGGUUGCAACAGAAAAGCAAGCAUCCUCUGCAGACUCAACAGCUGAAAAAACGACUCAGGUUCAGGCCACUGCAGCGCUACAGACAACUCGAACAAAAUUCGAGAAAGAUAAUAAAACUGCACGGGCAGAAAUUCUUCAACGAGUAAGUAAUCCGCUUUUUGACAUUUACUUGCCGUACCGGUCUGCUAAAGUGAUAUGGGAGCUAAUGAAAGCCAAGUUUGGCGUGGAUGAUGUUGGAAGGCGAAAAUAUGCUGUGCACAGAUGGCUGCACUUCGUGAUGACGGACGACAAAACCGUUACUGAACAGGUACACGACUUUGAAAACCUGGUAGCUGACAUGAAAUCUGAAGGAGCCCUGGUCAAUGAUGCAUUUCUGUUGGACGCAUUGGUUGAUAAGCUGCCCGAUUCGUGGUUAGACUUCAAGAACAAAUCGAAGCACGAACUGAAGAAUCAGACUCUGGAGCAGCUAAUCAACACUAUCAAUAUAGAAGAAGAGAACCGAUUGGUUCAAAAAUCUAGUAAUUUUUCUGAUAGUAUUAAAGUUAAUGUCGUUGAAUCAGGUGGAGGUUUUGACAGGUCUAAAACUGGGGAAGGUGCCAGAAACCAAAGGAAGAGUUCAAAACCAAACAACAAUAACCGUGUGAAAAACGGUAAAGUUCAGAAAAAAAGGAAAAAACAAUAA